Molecule: messenger RNA, 618 nt
Organism: Actinia tenebrosa (Australian red waratah sea anemone)
Lineage: Eukaryota; Metazoa; Cnidaria; Anthozoa; Actiniaria; Actiniidae
Source: RefSeq, a predicted model, not a curated record
AUGGAGGCUGCAAUCCUUUUGAGCGCUGAGGUCACAAAGAGUAUAACCCCCUUGCUGACUCGAGGUUUAACUCAGACGCAAACUGCAAAUGACGCUGCUGCUACAUCAACAUUUCAACAGGAUGCAGAUAAUGAUCUCACAGAAGUACCCCUUGGGCAAAACCUUCAGGAGUCCAGCAACAUAAAUGUAACAACUGGCCAGUCACCGGGUGAAAAGUCGGCAGAGACAACAGUUGAUGAGGMCGUGAAURCUGCUAAUAAAUGUGUGAGAGGUGAGCAGCCUGAAAAAUCUGUGCCCAGUCAGGUUUUCCAGUCAGUAGGACUCAGUUURGAGGCUAGAAUUCCUGCGAAGCUUAAAUCCAAAAUUUUAUCAAAUGAAUUUUUUGACUUUGGUUUGUUACUCAUGAAUCCAGUCACAGAGUCCAAGUAUCAAAUAAGUGUGGUAAAUAGAAGUGGGGACCAGCCUGCUCUGUCMAUCGAACCCACUUCUAAACCCAGGCGCAUCUUAAAUAUUGAUACUUGGAUGUCUGCUUUCCGGAUAUUUGUUGCGGUGUAUACCCAGGCACACCCUGGCGAAGCACCUCAUCUAAUGAAAUAUGGUGAGACCAUUCAGGACUUG